AUGUUCUGCUUACAACAAAUUGCAUGUCAGACUUUUACACUUUUUCCCCACGAUAUCACAUUCAUACUUCCCGUCCCAAAACGCCAAACAGCUGAAGAGGCUCCUGCAAGUGAUAGAAAAUGUCCAGGACGAUCCACUUUCCAGGUACCAAGGAAGUUCGAACUUCCUCAUUUGUUCUCGAAGAAGCAUGACAUGCUCAAAAUUAUCUUCGCAUCUCGCCUCGUCGGCACUGUUAUGUGCAAAUCGACGAUCGUUGCAUUUCUGCCCAGGAUCAAGAAGGGAUGGCAAUUGGCAGAUAAGACAUUUCACGAUCGUGUCGGUACUGACAUGCCAAGAUUCUCGCAUUGCUUAUCUCGUGGAUCGGCUAGGACCGACAUAGUGCGAGAAUCUGGGGUUUGA
Molecule: messenger RNA, 399 nt
Organism: Botrytis porri
Lineage: Eukaryota; Fungi; Ascomycota; Leotiomycetes; Helotiales; Sclerotiniaceae
Exons: 3
Coding region: 1-399 (132 amino acids)
Source: RefSeq, a predicted model, not a curated record